AUGGAACUUGGCGUUUCUCACUUCGUAGGUAAGCAAUUUUCAGAUACGUUCCAAGCGCUCGUGCAACUCAGUGAAGCGAAUAGUGCGCAAUUGGCGCGGCAAGCGCUGGACGGCCAGAACGUAUACAACGGAUGCUGCUGCCUUCGCAUCGACUACAGCAAACUUGCUACGCUUAACGUGAAAUAUAACAACGACAAGAGUCGCGACUACACCAACCCUAAUUUGCCGUCGGGCGAGCUCACGCUGGAGCAGCAGCUCAGUCUCGGCUAG
Gongylonema pulchrum is the source of this 270-nucleotide messenger RNA. The record is from the annotation of a GenBank genome assembly. NCBI's taxonomy places the organism in Eukaryota, Metazoa, Nematoda, Chromadorea, Rhabditida, Gongylonematidae.